AUGGACGGCGCCACCGUCAAGCAAUCGGUGCGCAAGAAAAUAAUCACCAAAAAGCUCUUCAAACCCUCCAAACAGAGCAUCCACAAGAAACCCACAAGAGAGUUUCUGCAUCCCAAUGACCCCCCCAAAGUCGUCCUUAUUUCCGUCACUGACCCGUACGCCACCGACUCCUCCGACGAAGACGAAGGCGGCCGGCAGCGCGUCAAGAAAUACGUCACCGAAAUCAGAAUGGAGCAGGGGAAUGCCGCCAACGGCAGGAAACGGACCGCCGGCGGCCUCCAGCCCAAGCCAAAGCCCGCGGAGGCUCCCCCCGACGCGGAGGACGGCGGCUCUAGGAAGUACCGAGGCGUGCGGCGGAGGGCGUGGGGAAAAUGGGCGGCGGAGAUCAGGGACCCCUCCAAGAAGGCGAGGCUCUGGUUGGGCACCUACGACACGGCCGAGGAGGCCGCCAUGGUCUACGACAGCGCCGCCAUAAAGCUACGCGGCCCGGACGCCAUCACCAACUUCUCCGUCCCGCCGGAGAGGGAUCUGGUAAAGCCGCCUCCGCCGUCGUCGUAUUCCGGCACCGGCUACGACUCCGGUCAGGAGUCCCGCAGCUUGCGGUCGCCGACCUCAGUCCUCCGGUUCAGGAACGCGGAUCCGGAGCCGAGCCGGUCCAUCUCGGUCCAGGAUCUGGGAAAUGUGCCGCCCGAACCGUGUGUCUCAGUGGAGGGUCCGGUUAUCAACCAGUUGAACCGGCCCGUUUGUUUUCCCGAACCCGUUCUUGAGCCGGUUCAGCAGGUGGACGAGUAUCAGGGGGAAACAAGUGUUGUGCCUGAUUAUUCUAAUGACUACUUGCCUACGGAUUCGCCGUUCUUGGAUUCUUUCUUCAAUUUUGAGCCGCAGGAUCAGACGUUGUUGUUCGAUGAUGGGCUGGGCCUCACCAAUUUUCACAAACCCGAUUAUUUCACAAAAUGGGCCGAUAGCUUACCGGACUUCGAAUCCAAUUAUGGGGACAUUAAGGAUUCGUCGUUUCAAGAUCACGAGUUGCUCGACGUUUGCGACUACUUUCAAGACGACGUUUGCUAG
Messenger RNA from Striga hermonthica, 1068 nucleotides. NCBI's taxonomy places the organism in Eukaryota, Viridiplantae, Streptophyta, Magnoliopsida, Lamiales, Orobanchaceae. The record is from the annotation of a GenBank genome assembly.